Molecule: messenger RNA, 1100 nt
Organism: Paramuricea clavata
Lineage: Eukaryota; Metazoa; Cnidaria; Anthozoa; Malacalcyonacea; Plexauridae
Source: the annotation of a GenBank genome assembly
AGGUGUUAGUAUUUUCCCAAAUGGUGCGAUGUUUGGAUAUCCUGGAGGACUAUCUUAUUUGUAAGAAAUACCUGUUUGAAAGAAUCGAUGGACGAGUGCGAGGCAAUCUACGUCAAGCAGCUAUAGAUCGCUUCUCGAAACCCGACUCGGAUCGCUUCGUCUUCUUACUGUGUACUCGUGCAGGAGGUCUGGGGAUUAACCUGACAGCCGCUGACACCGUCAUCAUAUUUGAUUCAGACUGGAACCCUCAGAACGACUUACAGGCGCAAGCAAGGUAUGAAUAUUUGUAUUGACUUUAUGUAUUUUACUGUCGAUUUCAUGUCACUUUUGAACGCGGGGCUCCCAAGUUUGUUGCGAACUUGCCAAUAGACAAUUCCCAUUAUAGACUAAUUUUAAAACUAAGCAAGAAGAUGCAAAUAAAUCAGCACAACUAGAAAGAACAUACUAAAAUGAGUAAAAUUGCAAAUUGGGGAUAUAUAGCCUUGCAAAGUUUGCAAAUUUUGUGUACUCUCGUAUUGGGUGCGGAAAUUGCUGCCAUUUUCGGCCCAAAUGUGAAUACACUUGCAAACUUACUGUAAACAAGUACCUCCGGUGAGAGAAUUUGUUUUGCUUAUAAUAUCAUUCUUAGUCUUAGAAAUCUUUCUUCUUGGCUAGGUGUCAUCGUAUCGGGCAGGAUAAAUCUGUGAAAGUGUACAGAUUGAUAACCAGGAAUUCCUACGAGAGAGAAAUGUUUGAUCGAGCUAGUUUGAAGCUUGGCUUGGACAAAGCUGUGCUGCAAUCAAUGAAUUCCAAAGACGGAACUGCCAACGCUAGUGGACAGAAUGUAAGUGAUGGUUUAAGGUCGAUUUACACUCCACAACCUUUUUUUUAAUGGCUUUAUUAGCAGUUCAUCCACAGGGUGGCUCUUCGCCUACUAAGUACAAAUGUAUAAAUAUUAUAUAUAAACAUAAUUACUAUUAUAAUAUAAUAUAAUAUAUAAUAAUUUGUCUGUCCAGCAACAAACGUUGUCGAAGAAAGAAAUUGAAGAUCUUUUAAAGAAAGGAGCUUAUGGAGCUGUAAUGGACGACGAUGAAGCAAGUUCAAAGUACGUAUAUUCGGAG